CAUAUCGAAGACAUCAAGAUUAGACAUUUAGUGGUUUGAAUUCGCGCGGUUAACCUGCUUCUUUGCUCAGCUCUUGCCGAAUAAUAAACUAAAAUCCUACGCAACUACUUAUCGAACAGCGAAAAUGGCUUGUCUAUCACCAGCUGAAUCCGGAGAAUUUAUUGUUAAAAAUGCAAAAUUUGUAAAAAUCAAUGAGGAUGGAAUAAGCAAUUUAGUUCAGGAGGUCAUUGAUGGCAUUAAAAGUAAAGCUAUUGAUGUAGACAAUUUUUCGCAACACGAAUACCAUCCAAAACCGAAUGACCGCAAUGCUCCAAACUGGAUCUUCUUGAUUGACACUUUGAACUUUUGCUUCUGGACUCCAGGCGAUGCCACUAAAUGGAAGGUUGAACAACAAACAGGAUAUUUUUCACUAUGUGCUGCAGUCAAUCGUGCUUUAAAGGAAGGCAUCGACAUAACCAAUCCAAUAUACUACUCGAACAUUACAUUGGCUGAUCUGGAGAAUAUCCUACGUUCCGACGAUGGCCAAACCAAGGCACCUCUACUAGAAGAGAGAGUCCGUUGUCUUCACGAAGUAGGCAAAAUUCUGAUCGAAAAAUACGAUGCAAAUUUUGAAAAUUGUAUAAAGACUUGCAAUCAAUCGGCCAAGGCACUGCUGAAGCUAAUUGUUGAUGAAUUUCCGUGUUACAGAGAUGAAGCGAUUUACAAUGGACAAAAAGUAUCUAUCUACAAGAGAGCUCAAAUUCUGGUAGGCGAUUUAUGGGCUUGUUAUAGAGGAGAAGGACUUGGAAUGUUCAAUGACAUCACAGAGAUAACAAUGUUUGCAGAUUAUAGAGUGCCUCAAGUUUUGGUUCAUUUCAAAACAAUGGAAUAUACCGAUGAUUUGAUGAAGGCUUUAAAGUCCGACAAACUUAUGGAAAAUGGGUGCACUGAAGAAGUUGAAAUAAGAGGUGCAUCGAUUUAUAUUGUAGAACGGCUCAAAGCGUUGGUACUAGCGGAAUUGAAGACAAACCAUCCCGAGAUAUCGACGAAAAAUGUUAAUGCUGUUUUACUGGAUCAUUUUCUAUGGGACUAUCGACGAAAGCAUGCAUCUGAACUGGAGUAUAUUCCUUUCCAUAAAACCAUUAGUGUUUACUAUUAAAAACAUAAACUUGUUUUGUGUGCUGCCAUCGUUUCAAACUGCAAGUCAAUGAAUGUAUAAUAUCGUUAAAUAAAUUCCACAAACUAUUUCUA
This is a messenger RNA of Culex pipiens pallens (northern house mosquito), 1230 nucleotides long. Its product is annotated as queuosine salvage protein. Bases 125 to 1138 code for a protein of 337 amino acids. The transcript has 2 exons. Lineage: Eukaryota; Metazoa; Arthropoda; Insecta; Diptera; Culicidae. The record is from RefSeq and is a predicted model, not a curated record.